Pantherophis guttatus is the source of this 13424-nucleotide messenger RNA. RefSeq names its product CREB regulated transcription coactivator 1 (gene CRTC1). NCBI's taxonomy places the organism in Eukaryota, Metazoa, Chordata, Lepidosauria, Squamata, Colubridae. Gene Ontology annotation, biological process: positive regulation of transcription by RNA polymerase II; protein homotetramerization. Gene Ontology annotation, cellular component: nucleus; cytoplasm. Gene Ontology annotation, molecular function: cAMP response element binding protein binding. The record is from RefSeq and is a predicted model, not a curated record.
AAGAGGAGGAGGAGGGAUGCGGACGGGGGAAGAUGGCGGCGGCGUCGUCGAACAACCCGCGGAAAUUCAGCGAGAAGAUCGCGCUGCACAACCAGAAGCAGGCCGAGGAGACGGCGGCUUUCGAGGAGGUCAUGAAAGACCUCAGCCUGACGCGCGCCCACCGGUUACAGCUACAGAAAACCCAGUAUUUGCAGUUGGGGCAGAGCCGUGGCCAGUACUAUGGAGGAUCCUUGCCAAACGUCAAUCAGAUUGGCAGCAGUGCGAUGGACAUGUCCUUCCAGACUCCCUUUCAGCCAUCUGGGUUGGACACCAGUAGGACAACUCGACACCAUGGGCUGGUAGACAGGGUAUAUCGUGACAGGAAUCGCCUUGGCUCACCACAUCGGCGCCCUCUCUCUGUGGAUAAGCAUGGCAGACAGGUGGACAGCUGUCCAUAUGGUACUGUCUACCUGUCUCCUCCUUCAGAUACAAACUGGAGAAGGACCAAUUCUGAUUCUGCCCUGCACCAGAGCACAAUGACCCCCACUCAGACAGAGCCUUUCUCAGCUGGGUCACAGGAUAUGCAGCAAAAAAGAGUCUUAUUACUGACGGUUCCAGGCAUGGAGGAGGAUGCAUCAGAGACAGAGAAAAAUCUUUCAAAACAAGGAUGGGAUACUAAGAAGACAGGAUCCUCAAGGCCUAAAUCUUGUGAAGUUCCAGGAAUCAACAUAUUUCCGUCAGCUGACCAAGAAAACACUACUGCCCUUAUCCCUGCGGCUCACAACACAGGGGGCUCACUGCCAGACCUGACAAAUAUCCACUUCCCUUCUCCUCUCCCAACACCGCUCGACCCAGAAGAGUCCACUUUUCCCUCCUUGAGCAGUUCCAACAGCACCGGGAACCUCACUGCCAAUCUGACGCACAUGGGGAUCAGCACAGCCAAUCAGGGAAUGACAACAACGUCAGCUUCUUCCCAGCAACACCGGCAGCCAACCGUCAGUCCCCUCUCACUGAACACAGAUUCAAGGAGAAGCCAAUCCCAGCAAGUGUCUCCUACGCUUUCACCCCUUUCACCGAUUACUCAGGCUGUGGCGUUGGACGCUCUCUCCAUGGAACAGCAGCUUCCCCCCUACCCGUUCUUCACCCAGACAAGCGCGCAGCAGCAGCAGCCACAGACCCAAGUGGCGAGCGCUUUACCACCCAACGCUUCUCUGAUGCAGACCUCCGGCUUGCAGCGAGGCGUUCAGCUCCCCCCGCUCUCGGUCUCUAUCCCUUCCACAAUCCCACAGUCUCCUCCGGGCAGCCAAACCCAGACUUCCAUGGGGAUAGACAUCAAUUCGGGCUCACUCCAGCAGUACCGCAGCAAUGCUGGCUCCCCAGCCAACCAGUCUCCCACUUCUCCUGUCUCCAAUCAAGCUUUCUCUCCUGGCAGCUCCCCUCAACAAACGUCUAUCCUAGGGAGUGUCUUUGGUGACUCUUGUUACGAUCAGCAGAUGACUGCCAGGCAAGCAAAUGCUUUAUCCCAUCAGGAUUCCUUCCUUCAGCUCGAGCAGUUCAACAUGAUUGAAAACGCCAUCAGCUCCAAUAGCUUGUACAGCCCCUGCUCUACCCUCAACUACUCCCAGGCAGCCAUGAUGGGGCUGACCGGGAGCCACGGGAGUCUCCAGGACCCACAGCAGCUCAGUUACACCAGCCACGGGAACAUCCCAAACAUCAUCCUUACAGUGACCGGGGAAUCGCCUCCCAGUCUGUCGAAAGACCUCACCAACUCUUUGGCCGGGGUGGGGGAUGUUGGCUUUGACUCAGAUUCCCAGUUCCCUCUGGACGAACUAAAAAUCGACCCCUUGACCUUGGAUGGGCUUCACAUGCUCAACGACCCUGACAUGGUCCUUGCGGAUCCCGCCACAGAGGACACUUUCCGGAUGGACCGGCUGUAGGGGGGCGUGGGGCGUUGGAGAACGGGAAAAGGGGGUGUGCCACGCAGUCCAAAGGAGCGCAUCCAAAUCACCAAGUCCCGGAAUGUCCAUGCCACUCUGGUGCUCGGAGGGAGAUCGGGCCGAGCCCGUCUCAGAUCUCUUGCAUCCCAUCAGGGUCCCCGGAGAGCCGCAGCUCCACUGUGUGUCCAAUUUAGCAAUCGCUUGUUCUACACUUGCCUGGCGGCUGUCCUGCUCGCCUCUCCUCCCCCAGCACCAACUUCAAACCUUGGUUCAUGCCUUGCUGUUGAGAGAACGUUCCUCAAAGAGCCGUCUCUUCUACCCCAGCCCCUUCUUAUCUCCCCUCCCUCUGUCACCAAAGUUCCAGCAUUUUUGGUCCUCUUUCCUUUGCCCUAAAAGCUUUGGGCUUUGUGUUCGGGAAGUGGAGUGGCAGCGAAAGUUAUAUUUCCCCCUCCCCCUCCUCUUUCCAAGGCAGAGGAGCUAUUCAGAAGAUAAAAUAGGUGUAUUGUUUUGUUUUCCUUGUGUACGUAAACUAUCCGACCUUUGGCUUCUGUUACAAAAACAGGCAUCCCGCAUGGAACUGAGGGCUUCCCCAUCCCCCCCAUCCCCGCCCAGAGGGAGUUAAGGGACCGCUUGAUGAAAAUGGGGAGUUUGGAGCGGGGAGAAAGAGAAGGACAUGAUUUCUAAAGCUACUUUGUGAAUACCACUGCCUUUCCAUGGAGAAGGACUGGACUUGGAGAGGUGGAGAAAGCCAGCUGUGGCUCUCCGAAUAAACUCCGUAAAGCAGCCGCUUGCAUUGGGAAGUGGGGUGGGGGGCGCAAGCGGGGUGAAAGAGUGGCUUGCAAUUCUCUGCUUGAUUCUCCAAUCCUUGACUGUUUUCUGGAGUCCCAUCAUGGCCUGUUAGCUCAUUUGCCUGUGUGCAUGCAGCAGCUUUCAGAAACAGCUGUCUGACCGCCACCACCCACCACCCCCGUUUGGGAGAUUUAGUUGCAUGAGCCACAUAAUUCCUCUCGGCAAACUGACCGUGUAAAAACUGUUUUGUUUUUGUUUUGUUUUUUUCCUUAUUUUUGUUGUUGUUGUUGUUCCCUCAAAGAAUUUUCAGGGAGAGGCAAAGGCAAGCCGAGGGAGGAAAAGAAGGCACAAACGUUUUUCUAAUUAUACAUGGAAAUUCUGCAAUUUGUCUGAAGGAAUGAGAUCUGGGUCGUCUCCUGCAAGGUUGCUUUUGGUGGUUUUUUUUUUUAAUAACUUUUUUUUAAAAGCAGCAAUCUCUCCCCCCUCCUUUCCCCCCCUCCCCUUUUGCUUGGGAAGAAGUAGUUCUUGUUCUGCAUAUAUUAAAACAAAAACGAACACCCCAGCUUUCUCUCGUGCAUGAAAUAAUCUGCCUCUGACCAAAUCAGGGCCUGGUUAUUAUCUUUGUGCUCCAUAUUGAUGAGAUGUAAAUCCUUUCAAGUGGCUUCACCCAUACAAGGAGAAGGCCAGGACAUGUUCAGGUGAGGGCAUCCAUUAGACUAUCCCAAUCUGAGAUUUGUCUGGCUAGUGGGUGGAUUCAGUGGCCCAUAAACCAAGGGGUUUCCAACCCUGGCAACUUUUACAACUUGUGGACUUCAACUCCCAAAAUUCCUCAGCCACCGUAGAGUCUCCUGCUUGGGCAGGGGGUUGGAUUUAAAGACCCCCAAAGUUCCUUCCAACUCUGUUGUUCUGUAUUCUCUAGCUUUGCAGUACCUUCUUUCUAGCCAAAGCUGGAGGGUCGGUCCCCACAGCCCCACACACAAUAUGUCCUGAAUCUAAGAUUUGAGGCCCCCCCACCCCCAAAUGCCUCUUACUAUUCUUUGCUCUCCCUAUUUUCAGACUUACCCCUCUCCUCCCCCAAUGAGUUAUAGCUGGAUCUUUGUGUGUAUAAACACGCACACAUGCAGGUAGCAGGGAUAUCCAUUCCGAGUACGUGUUCAGUUAUGUUUUGUUUGUGCCAUGGUCAGUUUAAUAAUUUUUGCACUAAAAAAGAUGGGGGGUUUUUUUAAAAGAAAAAAAAGUGUUGUAGGUUCUUUGUGUAACGUUUUUUGCUGUGAUGUGUUCCCCUCCACCCCAUCUUCUAAAUUCUGAAAAACGCUCUCUCCAUUUCAUAACCCUUGUCAGUAUUUUCGUUUGACCGCCUCUAAUACUCCUAGUGGUCUGCUUAUUUCAAAUUUUCUAUGGCUGUUUCUCAGAGGAAAUCCACCGGAAAAAUCAAAAGGCUGCUUUAUCCUGCUUUAAAUACAGGGCCCUAGGUACUAAGCAGUCCGUUUGCAACUCUCUCUCUCAUUUCCGACAACACAGUUAGUUUGUUUUCAGUCAGAUCUCUCGUCUUAUUUCAUCAGCAUGCCAAAAUUUCCUUUGAACCUUGACCUGUAAUUUUGGGGCAAUUGGAAAGCAAAAUGCGGAAUCCUCUCAGUUUGACUCAAUCCUUUCCAGUUUGGGAAAGAUUCAUUGAUUCUUGAGCUGGAUUUUUUUACAUGGAGAUAUAAAUGGCUAUUUUCUUUCUCUCUCAUUUUUUAGAUUUACACAUGUACAUAGGAAAACUUGUGUAUUGAUAAAUUGUAAGUAGUUUUACAAAAUGGCCUUAAUUUACUAUUUAUGUAUAUACAUAACAGUGUGCGAUUGUGCAUGUAUAUGUGUGUACAUAGUCACACACAUAGACAUCCACGCCAACAGACAAAACCUGAUCUGAAUGCAAUUUAAUUUGAAAUAGCUGAGCAUCAGGGACCAUUUGCUUUCAACAAAUAUUAUUUCAGUUUUCCCUUGUUAGGCUGGGGGAAGCUGGAAGUACAUGUUUAAAAAAAAAAGGUCGUAGAACAAGGAAGAAAUUGAAGACUUAAACAGCAACCUAAGCUGUGAUGUGGAUCUGAUUUUGCUGGUUGAGGUAUUAAUUAUGGGCCCUAUGGUUAUCUCUUUUUACGCACCUUACUUUCUGUUGCUUUAUAAAAUGGAAAACUUCCCUCCCUCCCUUCAAUUCUUGAGUAAAAUCUGCAUUAAAGAUUAAGGAGGUGGGGGAGGAGAAAAAUAAUGAAUAAAUGCACUAGAGCUCCAAGUUACGGGAUCUGCAAAUUGCCAAAACUGAUGCAGGGUGGGAGGAAGGCAAAAGAAUCUUGUUACGUGUAGGGCUUAGAAACCCCAAAGUUGCAUUCUAUAUUUUCGGGUUCCGCUUUGUGUUUUUGUUCUAUGAAAAAAAAAAGGGGGGGAGGGGAUUGUCUGGGGAAAUAAGCCUUUUUAUGAUUGUUGAUGUCUGCAUGAAUGGUGAAGAAUCUGUCAAAAAGUGGUGCCUGUUGUUUAGGUAGGGAAUUAAGACUUUAAAAUAAAACAGAUAUGUCUUAACUGUGAGCUUAAUUUGGAGCUGGAUUUGACCCCACAUAGUUAUGAAGCGGUCCUUCUUUAUUUUCAUUCCUUAAAAUCUGACUUCAUUCCCCCUUCCCCCCUCCCCAAAGUUAGGGGCAGGAUUGACAAUUCUCUGCCCCGUUCCUUCAUUUUAGCCUCAUGAUCAGCACAAGAGAGAACCUCAGCCAAGAGAAAAUUACUGGCCCGAGAUCAUUAAGUAAGUUUUGGGGCGAAAAGGAGCUCCUGUUUGAGUCUGAUACUAAAAUCGAGAGGGAGGAAGCCUGAGGCUCUCCGGAUGUUUUUCCUGUCCAUUUCCAAUAUCCUGCCAACAUGGUCAGUGGCAAGGGAUUGUGGCUUUUGCCACCCAAAACAUCUGAAAACCAGCAGUUCGUGAGGCCCUCUGAGCUUCAUGGUUUUCUCACAGACAUUUCGUUACCCAACUAGGUAACAUCAUCAGUGUUUGCUCUUUAUUUAUAUACGAGUGGCUUGCCCUGUCGGUGUUGGUGGGAGCGUUCUUUGUGAUCCCUUGAUUUGGCUGUUGGGCAAAACCCACUCCUUUCUAGCACUGAUGAUGUUGCCUAUUUGGCAAUGAAAUGUCUGCAAGAAAGGAACUAAGCCCAGAGAGCACUAAGGACCCCAAGUUCAGUUUUGCAGCUCAUAGUUUGAGCCACAAUUGUUCUCUUCUGUUGGAACCACCAGGUUGCCUCUUAUUCAGAACUUCUGCCGUGUCUAUCAGCUUCCAGGCUGCCAUUCCUUAGGCAGACACCAAUUCCUACGGACUGGGGUGACAUGCAUUCAUUUGCCCUGCCAGAUGGCCUUAAUUCCCCGCCUUGUCCUUAAAGCCAAGCCCAGAGUGCCACUGGUCAGACUGAAGGAAUAUUAUGACAGAAUGAAGGAUAUUUUGUGAAUAAAGACACCCCUCUUAGGAAGUUUUUGGAGACUUAUUUUCCUCAUGCUGGAAAAUAACCUGUCCCCCUCCCUGAGGCUUUGUUUCUUUUUGAUUUCCAUAUCAUUUCAAAGGAACCCUUCAUUUCUCUCUUCAUAAGCUGGUUCGUGAAGGACUGGGUGGUAUAAGCAGGACAUUGCCUGUCUCCCCUAACUACCCCUGGCCAAACUUUUCUUCUUCCCUUCUCCACUUCCACUCUGGGCCUCUGAAGAAACUAGAAGAUUGACACCUUUACGUUUGAGGUCUCUUGAUUCUCCCGGGGGGGAAGGGGGGGACACAUCAAAAUGUUCACCAGGGGGUUUGCUUUAAUUUGACAUAUCUUGAUUUUUUUUCUACUUGCUGUUGGUUCAGGGUGAUCCUAAGAUUGAGAGGAAGGGGGAAUUCAGUGUAAAUAAUCCUUUCUCUCAGGGGAAACGGAGAUUUGGGCCAAGCUGAGUUUGACAGUGCAGAGGAGGGAGGUUAAAUUAUUUCUCUGUUUAAAUAGUGUCUUCUGUUUGAAAAAAAGAGAAUGAGAGCCAGAGGGUGGGACAUCCCCAUACGGUGGUCUUUCUCAGCUUUGGCAGCCUGAAGAUGUGUGGACUUCAACUCCCAGAAUUCCCUAGCCGCUGGCUGCGGAAUUCUGGGAGUUGAAGUCCACACAUCUUCAAGUUGCCAGAGUUGAGAAAGACGGCCUUCUUAGAAGAAUUCCAGGUCAAGGGUAAAUCCCACUUGCAAGUUGGCUUUCGGAAGACCCCUUGGACCCUGGGACUGUCUUAGAGGGAAAAAAAAAACCCUUGUCUGUUUCAGCAGCACGUUUUGGAUGAAGGCGGGCAAAGCUCGCCUUUUGCUCAAGGCCAAGCUAUUGCAUGUUCAAAGAAACUGCAUCUUGUUAUUGUUACUGCUGCAUGUUAACAAAACUCUGGGCUUAGUCUCCUUGGAAACAUAGUUUCCACGAGCGUAAUUCCGCAAGCGUAAUGUCUCCAGGUAUUCCUGUUUUGUUUCUGUUUUUUAAGUAGUCACCCAAGAGAUUUAUAUAUAAAUAUAUAUAUAUAUAUAUAUGAAGAUAAGUAUUUCUGUUUUUUCUUUCAUGGAUGGAUGCUUUGCAACCUGCCGUUUUCAUUUCCCUUCUCCAUUGGCUGAACCGUUCCAAAAUAUUCAAAAUGGGGCUGCAUCUCCCUGACCUUAUAAAAGCUCUGUGCUUUUAAAACCGUGAAGGCGCUUUAGUUUUUAGAAGGAAAGGAAAAAACACACACCUCCCUUGUCACUGUGAUGACAUUGUGACAGAGCAAUUUAAAUAUUUACUUAUGCACACUUUUUUUUUUAAUAAAAAGGAAAAAAAAUAUUUUUUUUAAAAAAAAAACCCAUUUCUGUGUUUUAUAGGAGUAGCAACAGUGGGUGUGACACUACAGUUCACACAACGCAAGGGUGUCAUGAUGACAUUUAAUAACAUGAAUCAUUUUUAUCUUUUUAAAAGCAGAACUUUUAUCAUUUUUGUGGUUCUUUGUGGCAAGAUGUGAAAAAGCAGGAAGGAUGAGAAACACUACAUCAAGGCACUUAUUAAUCUGUUUGUGCUAUCAUUCUUUUCUCCCCCCCCCUUUCUUUCUUUUGGUAUGAUAUGUCUGUAUAUAAAAAUAAAUGAGAGAUUGGCCAGUUUUCACUGUUGGGGGAAAAAAAGGGAUGGUUAUGUAUUACUUCUUUGGAGAUGCAAGCGAGUCACUGUUUGACAGAGCAUUAUUCUUUUUUAUUUAAAAGCAAAAUUUAGUAAGAGUCAAUAUCCACAAGGCAUAUUUGGCAGAGGGUCUAUAAAUACUCAAAAACAGCUGUGUCCCAUGAACACAGAACAGUCUAUCACUGUUUUUCAGACUUGGCAACUUUAAGAUGUAUGGACACUAUUCCAAUAUCUAAAGGGCUACCACAAAAAGAGGGAGUCAAGCUAUUCUCCAAAGCACCUGAGGAUAGAACAAGAAGCAAUGGGUGGAAACUAAUCAAGGAGAGAAGCAAGCUAGAACUAAGGAGGAAUUUCCUGCCAGAACAAUUAGUCAGUGGAACCUCUUGCCUCCAGAAAUUGUGGGCGCUCCAACACUGGAGUUUUUAAAGGAGGGAUUGGACAGGCAUUUGUCAGAAAUGGUACAGGGUCUCCUGCUUGAGCAGGGCGUUGGACUAGAAGACCUCUAAGACCCCUUUCAGCUCUGUUACUCUGUUAACACUACAUUCCAUUUAAGUUACAUGUUGCGAAGAAAGAAAUUUGCUGCAAAGUUACUAGAAUCGCCCUAUUUUGCCUGAAAAAAAUUUGAAAUCAACGACAUAAUAAAUUUACUGACUUUUUUUUUUAAAAAAAGGAUAUAAUAAUCAGAAUGACAAUAACCAGCUAAGUAGUAGAGGACGUCAACUCCCAGGAUUCCUCACAACUUAAAUUGGCCAAGUUUGAAAAACACCGGCCUAUAAAUACGCUGGGGGAAGAGAACAUUUUGGUCCAGUUCAACUCUUCAUUUUCUUAGGGAGAGCUUUUGCAAGUCAUUAAGGGCUGAAAAUACUCUUUGGUCUGCCUUCAUCCUUAUUCCCUUUGAAGUACCCCCUUCCUGGUAUGAGACCCUGUCUUGGUAUCUUCUUUUGGGAAGCUUUUCAGAGGUUCCAGGAGCCAAGCACAUCACGAUGCAUGAAAAUGACGUAUAUCUAUAAAUCAUAGUCCCUACCCCUCGCUUGUCCAUAGAAAUUUGACGGCAAAUUGCUGAAUUCAUGUGGCAUGAUUAUUUUUUUUUUCAUAUUUAAAAAAGUAAAAUGGCAAAAUGGGUGCAUUAAAAUCUCUGUAAGUUUACUACACUAUCACUGUGUUUAUACUAGAUGCUUAACCUGGUUGCUAUAUGAAUGUGUUUUCUGGGCCGGCUCAAUAUUAUUGAACCAUAAACUAGCCAAGUGGCUCCGAAGAGAGCUAACCAAGUGCAGUAUGUUGUGUGAAUGCAUCUGCUAGGCUUAUUAACAUGCGUUAAGCGGGUUAAGAAACAAACCGAUUUUGUUGAGAAACAGAUCCCAAAAAAUUGUCAAGACAAAGCUCCAAAAUACUGCUUCUGCUCGCUCUAACAUUCAGAGCAAACAAAAUCCAAACUGCCUCCCCUCCAAACUUUUUUUAAAAAAGUUUCCCCCCCUCUUUUCCCCACAAGUGUGGCUGCUGGAAAUGUGUUAGCGUCCACAUUGCCACUCUUCCCUUCUGUGCUGGAAGGCACAUCUGGAGGAACAUUUUUGACUCCAUACUUCUAAGGGGUUAUUGGCAAAGCGCCUAGAGCAGGGGUGUCAAACUCGAUUUCAGUGAGGGCCACGUCAGGGUUGUGUUUGACCUCGGGGUGUGUGUGUGUGGCCGGGGGGGGGGGCAUGGCCAGCUCGAUGUCACUCAUGUCGGGGGUGUCUGUGGUGGUCCAAGCACUCUGCCAGCAAAAAAAGCUUAUGAAGGCUGCCUGUGGCCCUCCCGAGCUCCAUUUUCAUUGGCAGAGGCACCAUGGGCUGGUCCUUCGCUGUUUCCAGGGCAGCCCCACGGGCCAGAUCUAAGCACCCCAUGGGCUGAAUCUGGCCCCCGGGCCUUGAGUUUGACACUCCUGGCCUAGAUUCUUCCCAAACAGAGAUGGGUAGUAUAUAAAUUUAAUGAAUAAUAAAAUAAACUGAAGCCUGUCCUGAGGGAAGGAGGCUCUAAGAAUCAGGGCAACCAGACCAGUGAAUUAUAGCCUUUAGACUGGGAAAAGAUCAAGGAGGACCCAAGAAUAUGGAGUCCCUUGGACUGCAAGGAGAUCAAAUCAGUCGAUCCUAAAGGAAACCAAUCCUGACCGUCCUUUGGAAGGGCAAAUCCUGAAGCUGAAGCUCAGAUGCUUUGGCCACCAGAAGAGAAGAGAGGGCUCGUUGGAAUGAUGUUGGGAAAGUUGGAAGGCAAAGGAAGAAGGGGACAAUUGGGCAAACUCCAGGAGACGGGAGAGCGUAGGGUCCGGCGUACUUUGGCCCAUGAGGUCGUGAAGGGUCGCAAGCGACUUAGCGCCUGAACAACAGCAACAACAAUAAGGGAAUUUUGUAAGACUUUACCCAGGAUGGAUAGGCUUGUUUUCUGUUAUUCCAGAAGAUGCUAGAAUAAGCAGCUGGAAACAGAAGGGAGCUGACUGGUGCUAAAAACGAAGAGACAAUUUCCACCCAUUAAGGGCCAUGUGGCAGUGAAUCUAGCUAUUUCAGGAAAAGAUGGGCGCUCUCUUUGAAUGUAUUUAAGCGGAUCCUGGACUCUUGGGAAAGCUGUACUCAAGUCUUGCCUAAAUAUGAAUAUUCAGAAUAACAACAUAUUGGCUGUUGGAGUAGAUGGUUUUCAGCAUCACCUCCAGUUCUAGGCUGCCAUUUCUGCCGUGCAUCUAAACCCUGUGAAGUUUGGCAGACUUUAGACCAGCUUCCUAUAAAUGCAAGACGACUGGAUCCCAUCUGUGGGUUACGGGGUUGAAAUAAUAUGAUAAGAGCAGUUCAGUUGCUGUGUUUGUGCAGGCUCCAGUAGUUUGUGCUUCAAUAGUAUUGUUCAAAACCCAACCACUGUCUUAGCAGGUCGUUGUGUUAGAAGGAUUUAAUUUAUCGUAAGCAUGUUACAAAACACAAUUCUUGUGCUUUGUUCACCUGGGAUUAGUAGAUUGUAUGAGCCCAGCCUUAAUUGGGGGGAGGGGACGACACCCCACAAGUAUUGUGAAGUUGACCACUUUCUGGUUUAUCAAAUAGAAAGGGAGGCUGGCAUGAUGACUGCCACAAAAAUGCCGUAACAUCAGGUCUGGUCAGGUGGGAGCCUCAACUUGGAACCAUCAUGACUUACGAUGGAAAUUCCAGGCUCCAUUACGGUCAUAAGUCAAGGAUUGUAAUUCAUGCUGAGGGCUAUUCGUAAACAAAGAAAAAUUGGCCAAGGGGAUGUAUUUAAAAAAAAAAAAAAGUAUUUCUAAAAUUGCCACGUCAAGCAAUAGAAAUAUAUAUUUAUAACCCCUGCCUGCACAAACUGCCAGCCGCAAGAAAUGAACCAGCAGAGAAGCAGCAAAGUCUCCACAACCCCACUGAUGCCCACGAACAACACAGCCAGGAGUAAAUUUAUCCUUUUCUGGCUAUUGGCUUGAGAAUUGCUAACAACAUUUCCAUUGUGUGGCUGGUUUGCUUGGCUAGCUACUUGGAAAAGAAAGCCCAAGGGGAUGUAGAACUUAGGGUGACAAUAUUUCACUUGCUGUUUUCCUCUCCUUUGAAUUUCAGUAGCUUGAAAGAAUUAACUUAAGUCAAAAUCCAGCCAGUUUUGUGGCCUCCAAACAAUGUGGAAUAAAAUUUCCUGUUUUGUGGAGCUCAGAACAUUUGGCCGCUAGCCUCGUUUUUAUCACCUUUUCUUUUGUCGUUGUGCAGGCACGACGACAAAGUAGAUUCUAAACGUUUGUGUGCAUACACAAAGCUUCCGCUAACUGAGGGAAGCUUGUCCCCAAAGGUGCUUUUUCAGAACUUUAUUUUUCCUUGAAGACGUUUCGCUUCUCAUCCAAGAAGCUUCUUGGAAUCAAGAAAAGGGGAGGGGGGGGGAUCAUAAAAAAAAAAAGAUCUUGUUUUAGUGGAUUGUUGAAAAGCAUGAGGACUAGUCGCACCACUAGUUGUGUGUGUCUUCUUAUUUGUUCCGAUGCAGCUGCAUAUCACAGUGUCAAUAAUACUGUAGGUUAUGAGAUUAUUUCGCAUUCGGUUUCUGAAAGGUCAUGACUAAAUUUCUUCAGCUGCUAAUAAUUGUAGGCAAAAGAACUCUCUGCAAUUCUGCGCGUGUCAUUCCUUUUCUUCUUUUUUUUUUUGGAAGGUUUUGUUUUGUUUUUUUGCUGUGAAAGGAAGGUUAUUUAUUAUUCUGUAGGAAGCUUGCAGUGAGAGACUACGCAGAACUAUAAGGUGUGUGUGGCUUUCAGGUAUUGUCUCUUGGUUGUGGUGGAUCAAAGGCAGGGAAAAGAAGGAGAUGCAGAGGACUGGGCCGCGGCAGGCUUUCCCAGCGCCUCCAGCACCAAAAAAUUGGAGAUGUGAACCAGUGCUUGAAGUGGCCACCCCGAUUCCGCAGAAUUUAUUUUGAAUUGGGGAUGAACCGAGAGGCCACUGCGGCUCAGAACAACAGUAUUUUAUUCUGUAGGCUUUGCGUUUCUUUCUUGGGGAAUGCAAUCUUUUCCACCAUUAAGUAGUUCCUAACUGUGGGCAUAAGCAGUUGCACAUUUAACGUUUAUCUGUGUUUGUAGUACAACUUUGAACUGUAUUCCUGGAAGCAUCCGGAACAUUGGACUAAAGUUAGCAAGUUAAAAUCUAAUUAAUUCUAGCUAGUAGCGUGGUAGCUAUUGAGACAUGGCUUUCUUUGGGGGAGGAAAUUCAUGUCUCCCCCCCUCCCCCAAAUUUCUUACGGGGUAUCUGAAAGCACGAAAAAAGAAGUUUUAUCCAAAUCAUGUAAAUUCAGCUCCCAGAGCAGCUUCUCCUAUUGACAGGCAGCUAAAAACAACGUACACACUUCAUAUUUGGGGGUGAACUGAAGGGGGAACAGUCUAUUUUUAGUUUUAUUUUUGGUGUUUGAACUGUGUAACAUCCUGUUUACAGGGGUUUUGUUUUUUAAUCCAUGAGGACUAGCAGAAUGACUUUACCGAUAUAUGCAAAUCCUACCAUUGAGCUACAGGUUUUUCUGGGGGAGGGGGGAGGACUUGGGCAGGAGGAGUAAAAAGUUCUGAACUCUGGAGCAUUGAGGCUUAAUUUAUUGUGGCUUUUUCUCUCUUGGCAAAAAAAAAAAAAAAAAAAAAAAAAGCCCUGAAGAUGGCUUUGUAAGCGUGUGCGUGUGUGUAUGUAUGUGUGUGUGUAUGUGUGUGUGUGUGUGUUCUUCCUUUUGCAAACUUAAGAACAUGACGAUGUGAAGAAAAAAAAAAGCAAAAUUCUGUGCACAUUCUUUUCAACCUCUCUUUUUUGUUUGUUUGUUUCCCUUUUUUUCUGUGAAGGCUUUUUUUUUUUUUUGUCUUUGUAACUUUGCAUUAUUUGUAAAUGAAAUGUAAUAAAGUUAAGCUGUUUUUCUCUCCGGCUGUUCAGCUCUGCUUUUCUGAAGAAUGUUUAAUCAAAGUGUUUUAUAUCAAAAAUUGAGAAGUUUUGUCGUUUCGAAGUGCAUCUCCUGUGCUGAAUGCCUGGCUAGCUUUUUUUUUUUUCCCCUCCCCUUUUCCAAACCUCUUCCGAAAGGAGUGGCAGAUAAUAAAUACAACUUAACCUUU